Messenger RNA from Prunus avium (sweet cherry), 957 nucleotides. RefSeq lists its product as uncharacterized. The record is from RefSeq and is a predicted model, not a curated record. Lineage: Eukaryota; Viridiplantae; Streptophyta; Magnoliopsida; Rosales; Rosaceae. Gene Ontology annotation, molecular function: nucleic acid binding; zinc ion binding.
AUGGGCAUGCUUAUGCUUUCAUAUCAGACAAAAAAAGAGAGGAUAGGACUUGCCCUUGCUGAUUUGAUUCCUAAUGCCGAACAUAGACAUUGUGUGAGGCACUUCAACAACAACUUUAAGGCUUCACAUUUUGGCUUGACUUUGAAGCAAAUUAUGUGGGAUGCAGCUAGGGAAACAACUAAACCUUGGUGGCAAUGUCAUAUGGAAAGGCUGAAAAUAGAAAGUGAGGAAGCUUGGAAGUGGCUCCAUCCAAAACCAGCUGAAUAUUGGAGUCGAUCACACUUCAAACAACAUUAUAAGUGUAACAACUUGUGUGAAGCUUUCAAUGCUUCCAUCUUGAAGGCAAGGGGUAAACCAAUUCUUGGAAUGCUUGAGGCUAUAAGGACUAAUCUCAUGGUGAGGAUGGCAAAUAGGAGGGUUGCUGCUUGGAAGUGGAAAAGGUCAAUUGGUCCAAGGAUUGAGAAAAUUGUUGAGAAAAACAAGCUUGAGGCUGGGUAUUGCAAUCCAAUAUUAUCUGGGGAUAUGAAGUAUGAAGUGACAAACAUGUAUGGAGGACAAUAUGCUGUGGAUCUAGGAACAAAAUCAUGUUCUUAUGGGAGAUGGCAAUUUUGUGGAAUCCCAUGUCCUCAUGCAAUUUGUUGCAUUUUUAGAAGAAAGCAGGACCCUUAUGACUAUGUACAUAACUACUACAAGAGGGAUGCUUAUCUCAAGUGUUAUAAUCCUAUUAUAUCACCAAUGCCUAGCAUGGAUCAGUGGAUAACCUAUGGUCCUCACCCUUUGCUACCUCCUGUGUUUAAGAAGCAAGUUGGGAGGCCAAGACAGAAGCGGAUUAGAGAGCAAGGAGAGCCACCAGCUUCCACAUUAGGAAAAAAACUGAGGAGGUGGAUUUAUGACAAGUUCAAAUGCACUAAAUGUGUCCAAGAGGGCCACAACAAGAAAACAUGUGGGACAUCCUAA